This is a messenger RNA of Mytilus trossulus (common blue mussel), 595 nucleotides long. Its product is annotated as sialate:O-sulfotransferase 2-like. Bases 14 to 595 code for a protein of 193 amino acids. The record is from RefSeq and is a predicted model, not a curated record. Gene Ontology annotation, cellular component: plasma membrane. Lineage: Eukaryota; Metazoa; Mollusca; Bivalvia; Mytilida; Mytilidae. The transcript has 3 exons.
GUCGAUCGACAGAAUGAAGACCUUUGUAGUUAUUGUUGCAUUCUUACAACUUGCAAUAGUUGCAAGUCUGAGAAAACGCAAACCGGUCACUGUUACAUUGAAUGCUGGAAAAGAAAUACCAGUGAGUGGCUUCUUGAUAGACAAUUCGAAGUCAGACUGGAUAAACGAUGGGAAUACAAAUCAUUUGGACAAAAUAAAGGCAAUUUCGAAGCAAAAUAGCGAAAGCAUUUCUGCAAUUAAAUCUACACUAACAGACCUCAGUAAGGCAGUAAAUGGCUUGUUAAAAACAACUGUCCAGCAGGCUGAUCCAGCAAGUGAUGGUUACAUUGGAUGUUACAUGGACGACGGUAAUCGACAUCUCAAAUAUAAAAUAUCAGACCUGGGGAAUUCUAUAACCUUGUCUAAAUGCCGUGAACAUUGUAAAGGAUAUAAAUACACAGGCUUGCAGGCUCGGUCUUAUUGUCUUUGUGGAAAUAAACUAGCAAACAAACAGUAUCCAAGGGUACCAGAAUCAGAUUGUAACAUGCCUUGUGCUGGUGAAACUAAUCGAAUGUGCGGAGGUGGCUUAAGAAAUUCGAUAUAUUUGGGUAACUAG